This is a messenger RNA of Dromiciops gliroides (monito del monte), 2912 nucleotides long. RefSeq names its product transmembrane p24 trafficking protein 10 (gene TMED10). Gene Ontology annotation, biological process: Golgi organization; intracellular protein transport; endoplasmic reticulum to Golgi vesicle-mediated transport. Gene Ontology annotation, cellular component: COPI-coated vesicle; endoplasmic reticulum-Golgi intermediate compartment; endoplasmic reticulum. The record is from RefSeq and is a predicted model, not a curated record. Lineage: Eukaryota; Metazoa; Chordata; Mammalia; Microbiotheria; Microbiotheriidae. The transcript has 5 exons. The coding region runs from base 67 to 726 and encodes 219 amino acids.
CCGGUCCCGUGGUACCCCGGUUCCGGCGCGGUGGAGGCCCCGGGAGCUGAAGCGGUCGCCAGCACCAUGUCCCGGUUGUCUGACCCUAGUGUUCCCCGCGGCCCCGGCCCGCUGGUGUUGCUGCUCCUGCUCUUGCUUGGCCCCAGUUCGGUCCUCACCAUCUCCUUCCACCUGCCCGUCAACUCCCGCAAGUGCCUUCGAGAGGAGAUCCACAAGGACCUGCUGGUGACUGGCGAGUACGAGAUCACCGACCAGUCUGGGGGCGCCGGCGGCCUGCGGACCCACCUCAAGAUUACAGAUUCAGCUGGCCACAUCCUAUAUUCCAAGGAGGAUGCAACCAAGGGGAAAUUUGCCUUCACCACUGAGGAUUAUGAUAUGUUUGAGGCAUGUUUUGAGAGCAAGGGAACAGGGCGGACACCUGACCAGCUCGUGAUCCUGGACAUGAAGCAUGGGGUGGAAGCGAAAAAUUAUGAGGAGAUUGCAAAAGUGGAGAAGCUAAAACCCCUGGAAGUUGAGCUUCGACGCCUGGAGGACCUUUCAGAAUCUAUUGUUAAUGAUUUUGCCUACAUGAAGAAGCGAGAAGAAGAGAUGCGGGACACUAAUGAGUCAACAAAUACCCGGGUCCUGUACUUCAGCAUCUUUUCCAUGUUUUGCCUUAUCGGAUUGGCCACCUGGCAAGUUUUCUAUCUUCGACGUUUCUUCAAGGCCAAGAAGCUGAUUGAAUAAUGAGGCAAUCCUUUCCCACCCUGUUGUGCAGCCAGGAGGACACCACUGGGGACAUACCUGGCCUGAGCCACACCACAGACAGCACAUUCUAUCUGCUGACCCUGGAGUUUUCUUGUCAGAACUGGCCUUGUUUGGGGUGGGGGGAAUGGGGAACUGCCUAGACCCCAAUAUAGGCCAAUAAGGGAGACUCUUUUUAACUUGCUGGGCAGUGGGGGGUUGGGCUGGUUUUGCAACUAUGGAACUAUCAUUAAGGUCACCUAUGAUAAGAAAUAGGUUUCCCAGAUGCUGAAGCCAGCAUUGCCACUGGGUUUCCUCAAAAUGAUCUGUUUGAACCAUAUGACUUCUUUCCUUUUCCCACCCACCCUUUGGCUUGGACUUCCACUCUAGUUCUGUCACCAAGAUGUCUAUGACCAUAUUGACCUUACUCCAGAAUGACUUGCUGUGUUCUGAUUUUCUUGUUUGUUUUUCUUCCUUGAGGUUACUUUAGCAGUAUGACCAUUAUAUGUUAGCUAGAAUUGAAUUUGGUUGGGUGGCUUCUAGUGAUAUAAAAAUCCAAGAGCUAAAGGAAAGAUGAAGGAUAAGAUUCCUGAUAAAGCUGAAAUUUGGAGCUAGAGUUCCGAAGAAAAUUCAAAGCUGAAUAUAGAACUAAGCUUUAUGCAUUCAGCCUUCUAGAUUUCUUAUGUAACCUACAAAAGUAAAAUUGAAUAACUUUUCAUACCAUUGCUUAUUUACUGUUUACUUCCCAUAUUUUUAUGCUGUGUCUAGGAAUUUAGUUGAGUGAGGUGUAAAAUUGUACAACUGGGAGCAUCAUGAAUAAAGUAGGUCCCAAAAAUACACAGAGUGAAUGCAGGGCCAAGAAUCAGUGUGGGAUUGAAGAGUAAGGUGAGGCCAUUGUCAAGUGUGUUUAUGUAUGUACAUAUAAGGAAGGAUGAAAUGACCAUGUUCUUUCUUACAGUUAUGAAAAAGAGAUAUCACAUAUCAACAUAUAACAUACCAACUGUUUUUAAAUAAUUGGGAAUUUUGAGGAUUUGUAGCUCAUUCAUAGGCUUAUUUUGGCUUGGUAAAUCAGUUUCUAAUUAGGAUUUCUUAAGCAGCAACUGCUCUCGGCCAUGUGAUUAAUUCUCUUUAAGAAAGGGAGUAGAAUAGAUGAAAGAAUCAAGAGAGAAACCUGAGGUAACAGGUAGGGAACCUGCUUAAAAGAACAGGGGAGUUGAGGGAUGUUCCAGCUGGAUAAAGUAACAACUGUUGAAGCUUUUGGGGACUAUUUGUGUGAAUUCUGUUUUUUCUGAUUUUGAGAACUAGUGCAGCAUUGCCAUCUGCUGGUAGAAGCUUUAAGUCUCUGCUCCUGAGAAUCCAGCAGUGUAGCAUGCUUCAGUGUAGCAAAAACCCACAGUAAAGUCGUUGACCAACUACAAUAUUACACGUGGGACUCUCUAGGGCUAAGUGGAAAUGUCCAGAAGGAAGAGAAAGAAAGUAAAUGUGUGUCCGGGGUACCUUCCACAGAAGGGUCAAAGUGCAGUGCCAAUGUGUGCUAUGAAGGGCUCCCUUCUGAAUCCAAAUAGGACAAGCUACUCACUACCAUUCUCUGAUUGCAACAUCCUUGUUCAUUAUCUUAACCAUGGUAGUCACCAAGGUAAUUGUGAUAUCUUUUGACAAAAUGUCUUUCUGUGAAUUUACAAUCCAGGCAGAACGGAGAAAUCUUGAUUUUAUUAACUCUCCCUGUUCCCAAUUACUUUAGAACCUCAACUUGUUUGUGCAGUUUGGAAUUCUGUUUCAUGUUGGUUCCCUUUUUAACCAUGCUGGAACUUUCUCCAGAACCCUCUGCUUUUAUUCUAAAGCUAAUUAAUACUGUACUUUGCUUGCUUUUAUCUAAAAAGAAUUAAUUUGCUUUGAAAGACUGGUGCUAGAGUGAGUCUGCUUAGAAAAUAAGAGCAUAUUGAGUUCUCUGCUUUCUCUGUUGUGAGUAUAUUAUUCAAAAUGACCUCUAUGAUGUAAAUGAGAUGGUAAGGUUUACAGUAAGCUUUACUUGUACCAUGGUCAUAAAUUAAAUGCAAUUCUUGUCAUAAAACUUUUCACACAACUUGUUUUAUAGGAAAGAAGCAUGUGGGAUUUAUACAGAUUUAUCUGUAAGUAUUGGAUUGGGUAUUUUUGUGUAAAUUUUCUGAAAUAAAGUUAUGGGGAAACCA